CAGAAAUAGAGGUACGAGAGAAGAACAUUUUUGUACCUAUAGGUACAUUUUUUGUAAAUGUUCCCUUAAAAGUACAAUACUGGUCUUUAAAAGUCCAGAAAUGCCCCUUUAAAGGUUCAAUUUGAAAUAAAGUACAAAUCUGUACCAUUUUGACCUGUACUGCAGUGACAGUGGCAGAAUGUGGUAAUGGGUCAGCAUGGGAAAAUCUGGAUGGGCCUGGUUAAUUGUAAAAUUCAUAUGAGAUGUGAGUGUGCUCAUAAAAGCUACAUGUUAUAAUCAAAUCUGUUGGUCCUCUCCUCUGUACGUAAAUUAUCCUAUGAUGCAAAGAAUAUCUGUAACCUACCUUUGUGUAAGUUAUGUUAAAUUAUAUUAAAAAAAACACACACACAAUGACAUGCAGGCACAACCAAAUGAUGUUAAAAAAAAACUGGUCCAUUUCCAUUUUAUUAAGUUCCAGUUAUAAUUUUUAAUGUUUUAAAUCUUGGUUGUAGCCUUCAAAAACGUGAAAUCAUUUUACUGUUAUGUUUGGCCAUUUACUUUUUCGCUUUUACUACAUCCUAGAAUUGUUCAUUAAUUGUGAGGUUUUUAUGGAAUUUGCAACAUCAAGUUAAACCGAGGUUCUUUGGAAGUUAAAAUGUCAAGCAGAUUUUUAUGUUACGGUGACUACAUUUUGUAAGUUACAAAUAUAGUUCGCCAAGACAGCAUAACGGUUUCUAAACAACUGCGCAUUAAUACCACAAUGUUGUAUUUUCAUGUGUCAAGUUCGCAACGCGCAUUAAUCCCAAAGGCUGAAAAGCCAGCAGCGAUGAGUGCUCCGCCUCCGCGCUGACUAGCGUUGACACAGAAAAUGACUCUCAGGGGGUUAUUGAUGGAGGAGCUCCUUAAAAAGUUGAUGGAAGAAGGCAUUGAUGUGUCAGACGACGAGGCGCAAAGGUUUAGAGAUAACGAUGUACAACAUUGAAGGUACAGUUGAAGGUCCAGUGUCCCAAGCAAACCAGAGUUCUAUACCUUCUUGCCUGCAGUUAUUUCCAUUCCAAAAUUCCCACAAGAUGUCCAGAGUCGCUUGGAUCUCAAAGAACCAGUCCAGAAAGAACAGAAGUACCGAAACAAAAUAAUUGGGACUCUUUAUGAAAUGCUGUCACAGUACACAAUGUACCCAACCCACUCAGACUACAUCCAGGUCAUCAAAGCCCUGAUUGUGAAGUAUCCUUUCUUAAGAGAUGUACACGGAAAUGGUUAUGACACCUGGCACAGCCAACUCAAGAGAAAGUUCAAAGCAGAACGCGCUCCCCUAAUCAGCAACGAAGAAGUGAACCGGGUUAAAGAAAAGUUUGGACGCACGCAGAAACAUCGGACCACAGAGGAAUCCAGCAGCUCCUGUCUGAAGAGACUGAAGCCCUCUCUCGAUUCGUGCUUUGUGGGGGAAGAUGCAGCCUCCGUUGAUGCUCAUAUCAAGGUGCUAAAUGAUCAGCACAGGACGCUACAUCCUGACACAGCACUGGUGAAAGACCGCAUGACAAAAACCUUUGCAUGGAGACGUCAAGAGGUAGCUGAAGGAAUGUGUACUGUGGACCUAUUAAAGAGAUAUCCAUUCCUGGGGACAUCUGCAGGGUUGUGUGAUGAGGUUGAUUUAAUGCAUCCCUGCCAAGACAACAUCUGUUGCCGCUUUAGCGAGAACUUCACUGCUGUUCUUCAAAAUGUUCUUCAAAUGACCAAGGAUUUGCCACUGAAGAAGGUCUACAUGGAGGCAAGAGAGAAUGCACUGGCUGAAGACAUUACAGGAAUUGACUUCAAGGGGGCACUUCUCCUCUUGCCAUCCAUCUUCAAGGAGAAGAUAGAAGAUUUCAUCAUCCUUGGAGAGGUAAAUGCAUGAUGCAAUGCAUAGCCUUUGGCCACAAGUUUCAUUCUCGGUGUUUUGUUGGCAUGGAGCUGAAUUCAGCUGCGGUUCAGCAUCACAGCUAAGCUAAUGUAGGGGAAACACUGCUGUUAAUCCACAGACUUACAGAAUGCUCUGGAAAUGAACAAAAGUUUUACAGAUGUGCAUUUUCAGGAUAAAGUGCUUCAGCGUGUGUCUGCUAUAUCUGUCAGCAGUGUCAAAUAUGAACUUGAGGAUGUUUUUGUAGUUGGCCAUGUACACACUGAAGCCAUACCUAUAUUCUUUAAAAUCAAGUAUAUUUUGAAUGUUGAUACUUGUUGGGUAUUGUGUGGGAAACUGUUACUUCCUUGCACUUAUGAAUGUCAUUUCCAUGCUUACCAAGUGGCAGUUGACAAUGACUGGAUCCUGUUCAAUCCAGGAAAUGAAUUAGACUUUCAAGCUCUAGACACCUAUUUAGUUGAUGAUAGGCUGUUUGUGUCCUUGAGGUAUUCUGUGUGACGUUGCAAGCACAUUUUCCACUUUGUCUAUAUAUAUGACAUAUAUAUAUUCUGGCUUGUUGAAGUAGAGCAAAACAUUUGUGUGGACAGUUUUUUAAAUACAUGCCAUCUCUGUGAUCCGUCAAAAACAUUGUGUUCAGGUGUUUAAUGUCUUUAUGUGAUUGUUUACUUUUUUUAAAUGAAUGUAUUUUUCUUGACAUGUCCUAUGGCAAUAUACGAAUGUAAUCAAGGAUGUAUUCCUGUGGUUGUUUAAAUGCUUUGAUGUGAUUCUAUUAUCGAAAAUAAAUGGUUAAAUAACCAAAUAUUUUGGA
Messenger RNA from Oreochromis niloticus (Nile tilapia), 2684 nucleotides. RefSeq lists its product as uncharacterized. NCBI's taxonomy places the organism in Eukaryota, Metazoa, Chordata, Actinopteri, Cichliformes, Cichlidae. The transcript is spliced from 8 exons. The record is from RefSeq and is a predicted model, not a curated record. Bases 1133 to 1873 code for a protein of 246 amino acids.